This is a messenger RNA of Papilio machaon (common yellow swallowtail), 2423 nucleotides long. Its product is annotated as hemocyte protein-glutamine gamma-glutamyltransferase. The coding region runs from base 132 to 2249 and encodes 705 amino acids. The transcript has 15 exons. The record is from RefSeq and is a predicted model, not a curated record. NCBI's taxonomy places the organism in Eukaryota, Metazoa, Arthropoda, Insecta, Lepidoptera, Papilionidae. Gene Ontology annotation, biological process: peptide cross-linking. Gene Ontology annotation, molecular function: protein-glutamine gamma-glutamyltransferase activity.
UGCGCGCGCGCACCCACUGUUGACUUGUUUCUUCUGAAGCUUGUUUAUUAUACGUUUCGAUUAAUAGUUUAGAUAGUGUUGUGCUGUGAUUGUGCUUGUUUAUUUGGCAGUAUAAGAUAUAUUUCUACAUUAUGGAACCUUUGCAAGUGGAUGUUGUACAUUUCUACCCGAAAGAGAACGCGCAACCACACAACACUAUCAAAUUUGAAGUGGUAAACGAAGAGAAUCCUACGACGACAAUCGUACGACGUGGUCAACCUUUCAAUGGUGUGGUUCGUUUCACGCGACCCUUUGAUGAAAAUGAAGACAUCGUACAACUAAUGUUCACACUUGGUGACAAGCCUCAGAUGGACACGCAGGGCGCGACGUUCAUCCACCGAGAGGCUGUCACAGACAAGCACAUGUGGACUGCCAAACUCCUCGACGUGCAGUCAGACACCGUUUCAUUUGAGGUGUCUACACCAAUCACUGCCCCCGUGGGCUCCUGGGCUCUCCGUGUUAUCACCAGACUGAAGAGCUCAUCAGACAGGGCCUUCUAUGACUUCGACCAGGAUAUCUACAUUCUUUUCAACCCAUGGAACCCUGAUGACCAGACGUAUAUGGAAGACACUGAUCUUCUGCAAGAGUAUGUUCUCAACGACGUGGGCAAAGUGUGGGUGGGACCGAUCAAGACCACGCGUGGGAAGCCCUGGUUCUACGGCCAGUUUGACGCCGCAGUACUACCGGCUUGUAUGUUCAUGCUGGAUAGAGCUGAGAUGCCAUUCCAUCAACGCGGCGACCCAGUGAAGAUGGCGCGUGUUAUCUCUCGCAUCGUGAACUCCAACGACGACGCAGGCGUGUUGGUGGGUCGCUGGGACGGGGAGUACGAAGAUGGCACCGCACCUUCCGAAUGGACCGGCUCCGUUGACAUCCUCGCACAGUAUUUGGAGACGCAGCAGGAGGUGCCAUACGGACAAUGUUGGGUCUUCGCUGGGGUUGUUACCACGGUUUGUCGAGCUCUGGGUAUUCCUUCCCGUGUCGUCUCCAACCUUGUAUCAGCUCAUGACGCUAACAGUUCGCUAACCGUGGAUAAGUAUUACACGGAGACGAUGGAGGAGAUGGACUACGAUCCCAACAAUGCCAACGGAGCUGACUCCAUUUGGAACUACCACGUGUGGAAUGACGUUUGGAUGACGCGACCUGAUCUGCCACCGGGAUACGGUGGCUGGCAAGCGAUAGACGCGACGCCUCAGGAGACAUCAUCAGGAAUGUACCAGUGCGGUCCUGCGUCGCUGGAGGCCAUCAAACAGGGUGUCAUAGGUCUAGGAUAUGACGUGGAGUUCAUGCUGGCCUCAGUCAACGCGGACCUCAUGCGCUGGAGGAAGGACCCGGAAGCGGAGACGGGAUUCACUAUGGUCGAUACUAAUAACUACCACAUCGGGCGUAUGGUCCUCACAAAGAAGCCGUAUGUGUUCGAUCCUCUGGGUGAUGAGGACAGACAGGACAUCACUGCGGAGUACAAGCACAGAGAGGGCACAGCCUCCGAAAGACUGGCGCUUAUGAAUGGAGUACGGUAUUCAGAGAGGGCUAAGAGGUACUACGCGAUUGCUGGCAACCUCAGCAAUGAGAUUACAUUCAAGCUGCGAGACAUAGACACUGUGCCCAUCGGACAUGACUUUAGGGUUACUGUAGAUAUUGAGAACACAUCCCGUGAAGGUCAUAACAUAAAAGCAGCACUUUCCGCUACCAGUGUAUUCUACAACGGUGUCAAAUCAGAAGUCGUUAAGAAGGUGGAAGGGAAAAUCUUCGUCGGACCAGGGAAACGCGAACAAAUAAGUAUUUUGGUGAAAUCCGAUGAGUAUCUGCCCAAGUUGGUGGAGUACUGCAACAUGAAGAUCUCCGCGAUGGCAAUCGUAGACGAGACCAAACAGUCGUGGGCAGACGAUGAUGACUUCCAAGUUCUCAAACCUAACAUCAACAUUAAGUUUAAUGAAGAUUUGAUUAUCAAUGAACCGAGUUUAGCUGUACUAUCGUUUGUAAACCCGCUGGAGCGUACGUUGACGGGGUGCGAGUUCCGCAUCACGUCGUCAGCUCUGGAAGGACGUACGAUGCGUAUCACCGCACCUGACGCACCGCCGCAUGCACCUGUCACCGCUGAAUUACCUUUCCAACCCAAGAAAUUGGGGACGAUUAAUAUUAUUGCAACGUUCAAAUCUAACGAACUGAAGGACAUCAACGGAGCGGCGAGUGUUGAAGUCUUGGAGGGAUAAACUCCCAUUGUAUUAUAAGACUGACAAGAAGAUGUCUUUAAAUAUAUUGUUUUCUUUUUUAUUUUAUUUUAGCGUAGGAUAUUGUUUUUUUUUUCAUUAAGUGAGAACUUUUUUUUAUGAUUAUUUUUAAUUUUUCUGCAAAUUUUACGCAAUCUGCCUGACAACAUUUAUUAC